This is a messenger RNA of Lampris incognitus (smalleye Pacific opah), 676 nucleotides long. RefSeq names its product trypsin inhibitor ClTI-1-like. Lineage: Eukaryota; Metazoa; Chordata; Actinopteri; Lampriformes; Lampridae. Gene Ontology annotation, molecular function: protein binding; serine-type endopeptidase inhibitor activity. The record is from RefSeq and is a predicted model, not a curated record. The transcript has 4 exons. Bases 61 to 309 code for a protein of 82 amino acids.
AAUAUUUACUCCUCCGUCGCGCCGACGGUUGCCUGCUGAUUGACGACGUGCGGUGAAAGAAUGUGGAGGGAAACGCCUUUUGUUUUUGCUGCGGGCCUUCUGUGCUUUGUUGUGUGGGCACGUGGAGCGCAAAUCCCCGAUGGGUCCGUGGAGCCUGACUGCGGACAGUAUCCUCUGCCUGCAUGUGUCCGCUCGUUUGAACCAGUCUGUGGGACCGAUGGCGAAACUUACUCCAAUGAGUGCAUGUUGUGUGUCAGCAACAGUGACAUGAAGGUCCACGUCCGUAUCAAGAGCAGGACUGAAUGCUGAAUGGUCAUUUGGCCUGUCCUCUACAACCAGACUGCUAUGGGCUACCACAGACAGAAUAACAGACAAUUAUUUGGCGUUUUGUCAUGACUUUUUUUUUCACCCUUUGUCUUAAUAACCUUGGUCAGCUACAUUGUUGGAAAACUACCUUGCUUUAAUUUUUCAAGUCUUACGUGGAUAUGAAAAUGACCCCAUUAGACCUUUUAAACCGAUCUUAAUCUUGCAACAAUGCUGAAACAGAAAUUGGUCUCCACUCUUGAAUUUGACAUACAUUUUUAAUAUUUCCAUCAUGUGCAAUGCCAUCUUCAUUUGAUCUGCUUAAACCUUUCAAACACACUUAAUAAAAUGCUACUUGGAAGAAAGAAAAAAA